This is a messenger RNA of Culex pipiens pallens (northern house mosquito), 1089 nucleotides long. Its product is annotated as ceramide-1-phosphate transfer protein. Gene Ontology annotation, molecular function: ceramide 1-phosphate transfer activity; ceramide 1-phosphate binding. Gene Ontology annotation, cellular component: cytoplasm; membrane; cytosol. Gene Ontology annotation, biological process: ceramide transport; intermembrane lipid transfer. Bases 258 to 893 code for a protein of 211 amino acids. The record is from RefSeq and is a predicted model, not a curated record. Lineage: Eukaryota; Metazoa; Arthropoda; Insecta; Diptera; Culicidae. The transcript is spliced from 3 exons.
GAUCAAUGAACCAGCUGACGUUUCAUUAAAUUCUAAUCAGUUGUGUGUAGUAACAAACUGUUGUUCCUUCGUUCGAUUGUGUGCUAGCGUAAAUAUCAAUAACCCAUUCAAUCUGUUUCUCAUUCUUUGUUCGUCUUCACCAAAGUGCACAGCAGUUCAUUAAUUAACUUAUGCUCAACAUUACUACACUCUUGUUGCAUGACUGAAGGUCUUUAAAUUUUAAAGUAACUGCCUCCAAGGUUGAACUAUCCCCGAAAAUGUCCCAGGAAAAGUUUGAUUUGACCAAGGUCCACGAGUGCUUCGAUCGGUGCUUGGCCGACCCGAUUGAUCCGGAUGAUGUUCUUGUCGACGCUUACCUUGAGGCCUUCAAGGAACUUUACAAGUUCUUUUCCCUGAUGGGAACCGUUUUUGGCUUCGUCAGCAGUGACGUCAAGGAAAAGGUCGAGAUUCUGGAAAAGCACCGCCAGCAGCCGAACGCCGAAAAGUUCGAAACGAUCAAACGGAUGAUGGAAUACGAACGGGACGCGGAGCUGCUCGCGAAAAAGGACUACGUUUCGGGCAGUCGGACACUUUUACGGCUUCACCGGGGCUUAGAUUUCAUCUACGUGUUCCUGAAGCGGCUCGGCGAGUUGGCCAACCCGGACGAUAAAACAAACUGCGUCUGCCAGACGUCGUACAACGAAACGUUGGCUCAUUUUCACCCCUGGUUGAUCCGGAAGGGUGCCACGGUGGCGAUGUACGCGCUACCAAACCGGGACCAACUGCUGGAGAAGGUUUGCGUGGACGCCGCCACCGCGAUCCAGAAGCUGCCCGAGAUGCUGGUCGUUGCGCGGCAGGUUUACGACCGGACGCAAGAUCUGUACACCAAGUACGAUCUGCACGGGCUGCCGUAAGCGGGGUGAACGAUGCGUACGCUUAUUGUGCUUUUAUUUUUUUUCUGUUUUGUAAAUUUGUUUCCAGUAGUUGUGCAGCACUUGUGAUAGUUUAAAGUAUUCAUGCGAAGAAUGAUUUUAUAGUGAUUGUAAAUUUUUUAUGUUAUACCUGAUUAUGUUUGGUUUAGUAAAAAUAUUCGGCACACCUGAUUAAGUA